CUGCCUGCAACCUACGUCUGCCGCUCCUACCACCUUCGUAUCCCUCCUCCACAUCAUUCACCCACGCCGCUCACCCACUUUCCUUCCCACCCUUCCCCUCCUCUCCUCUCCCCUCCUCCAUCCUCAAAAAAUCACUCCCUUACCUUUGCUUCCACUCCUCCAACCAUGUCGGGCGUCGAUGACGUUCAAAACUCGACUGUCAAGCAUAAGCAACCGUAUACUACUCACAACCCCAUUCCAACCGUCCAAGGCUACCGCGAGGAGAAAAAGCAGCGCGAGGAGCAAUAUGGCGUCGGUGCAGGACACACCGGUCACGAGGAAGAUGACAGGACCAAGCUAGGCCGAUUGGGCGAUGCGUAUACCGCGCUCAGGCAUGGGAAGGAAGCCUUGAACCCUACCGAGGAAACGCAGCCAUACACAGCCGAAAACAAGAACUUCGGAGGCAACGAUGAUGAGAUAGCCGAUGAUCACGCCGGGCGGGUGGAUCCGAAUCAAGCCACCGACGAACAGAAUGGAGGCGAUAACGACGACGAGGAACUCGACUCGGAAACCGCUGAAGAUACCACCGAGGGCAUGCUAGCAUCGCAGGAUCCGAAGGAGGCGCGCAAGUCCAUGAAGAAAUGGAGCGCAGAUGGCACGGAGCGACAGGUCACGGAUCCUGUCACUCAUCUCCCCAUCAAGAUUCACGACUUCACCACCAAAGACCUCAAGAUGACGCCCAAGAAUGGCCCACCCGCGGGGACGGAGCCCAACUCUGCUACAGGCGCCGCAGGAAAGGAGAAGGACUACGAGCAACUCGCUGACGAAGCUGACACUGCAAAUGAAGCCCACGAGUCCAUGGAGUCUUUGUUCCCACCACCAGACUUCCAAAUGACCCGCGAAGGCAUCACCGACGCGUACCGGAAGGCCAUGACUGCGGGACUAGGACUAAUUGGUUUGAGUUUGACUGCUGUGGUCGCGAUUUUCCAGUUUACGCGCUACGCCCAGGGCUGGUCGAGAUUUGUGUUCGCUGUGCUGGAGAUUGGCGUAUGUGUAGGAGUUUCCGCUGGCGUGGUUGUGGGCAUGCGGCAGUGGACUGAGAACAAGAUCAACACAGUGUGGGAGACGGAGGUGUGGCAGGCAGAGAGGCAGCUAGGGAAGAAGUUUGCCAAGAGCAGGACCGCCGAGAGUGCGCAAUGGCUCAAUUCUUUGCUUGCUUCAGUGUGGCCGUUGAUCAAUCCGGACCUCUUUACAUCUAUCUCAGAUACCCUCGAAGACGUUAUGCAGGCCAGUUUACCAAAAAUGGUCCGCAUGGUGUCCGUAGACGAUCUCGGUCAAGGCUCCGAAUCGCUACGCAUUUUGGGUGUCCGAUGGCUUCCCACCGGUGCAGCUGCGCGAUCGGUAGAUGAGGACGGUAAACUCAAAAAUGCUGACGCCAAAACCGGCGAUAGGACUGUGUCCAACGGAGGAGAUGUCGGGGACGACAACGACGAAGAUGAGGAUCAGAAUAUGGCUCAAGGGAUGGAGGGCGAGGAGGGCGAUUUUGUCAAUGUAGAAGUCGCCUUUGCCUAUCGGCCAUCCACCGGGCGGAAAGGCAUGAAGGAGCGUGCUAAGAACGCCCACCUUUACCUGGCCUUCUACAUGCCUUCCAAUAUCAAGUUGCCUGUUUGGGUCGAGCUCCAAGGUUUCGUCGGUGUCAUGCGAAUGCGCUUGCAAUUGACUCCUGAUCCGCCUUUCUUCUCUCUCUGCACGCUUACUUUCCUCGGCCAACCCAAAGUUGACAUUGCCUGUGUUCCCCUCAUCAAACAAGGUCCCAAUCUCAUGGACUUUCCCUUGAUCUCGCGCUUCGUACAAUCCUCUGUGGAUGCGGCCAUGGCUGAAUACGUCGCGCCCAAGUCGCUCACUCUAGAUCUCAAGGACAUGCUUAUGGGUGAUGAUUUCAAGAAAGACACCAGCGCCCGCGGAGUCAUCAUGGUUACCAUAAAACGGGCAUUCGACUUUAAGGAAGGUGAUGCUUCGAUCGGACCGAUCAAGAAGGGCUCUGCGGACCCAUAUGUCAGCGUUGGUUGGGCCAAGUUCGGAAAGCCGCUCUUCACCACCCGCGUACUGACUAAGAAUAUGGAACCACACUGGGAAGAAACGUGUUUCGUGCUCGUUUCGACUGAUGAGUUGAACGUGGAUGAACGGCUACGACUCCAACUGUGGGAUUCGGAUCGCACAACUGCGGACGAUGACUUGGGCCGUAUUGAGCUAGGUCUCAAGGACCUCAUGAAGGACAACGCUUCCAACGGCAAGAUGAGUGAGCGUGAAGACGGUUUCAAGUCAUUGAAGAAAGGCGAGGGGAUGCCGGGGAAAUUGAAGUGGAGUGUCGGUUACUUCUCCAAGACGAGAAUCACCGACGAGCAGCUCGUUACCCAAGAAGUAGAUCCCGAUGUCAAGGACAUCGAUAAGCUGAAAGAGAAAGUGUUCGAGCAGAGCGAGAAGAAGCUUCGAGAAGCCAGCAAAGAUGAGAGCGCUGAGGUUGAGCAGCAGAAAACCCAAGACUUCAAGGAACGCCAGGAUGAACUCAUCAUUGCCUCGCCUCCCUCUCAGAACUAUCCAUCCGGAAUUCUCAGCAUUCAAAUUCACCAAAUUACUGGUCUCGAGCUCGAAACACUCAACAAAAGCAAGGCGUCGAAGAACGAGCAAGCCAGCGACGAAGAGGAAGAAGGAGAAGACCUUCCUUCGGCGUAUUGCACGAUUAUACUCAACCACCAGAAAAUUUUCAAGACGCGAACCAAGCCAAAGAAUGCGAAGCCAUUUUACAACGCGGGCUGCGAACGCUUCAUUCGCGACUUCCGUAACAGCGAGGUCCACAUUUCCGUCCGCGAUGCACGUCCGCACGAGAAAGACCCGCUGCUCGGUAUGAUCUAUCUCCCUCUUGCGCGGGUUCUCAAACACCGCAGCCAGAUCAACGCCAACUUCCCCCUGUCUGGCGGUGUCGGGUAUGGACGGGCCCGCAUUUCGAUUGUUUUCCGCUCAGUACAACUGCAAGCGCCGCAGAGUCUGCUUGGAUGGGACUACGGAACCAUAGAGCUCAACCCUGUCGUCAAGGCUAUAGACAUUCCUUCAGACCUCAAGAACAUGCGCAUGAAGAUCCGCACCAACAUCCAACGCGCCAAACUUCACUCUGGCGCAGAAGACGACAACCUGAACCAGCACGAUGGCCACACGGUCUGGAAGUCGAAGAAGAUGAGCCGUCUAAUUCGUCUCGCGGUACGCAAACGCUACGCCUCGCCGCUCGUCAUCGAAUUCCGCAAAGAGUCGACGCUCUCCGACCGCACGCCCGCCUUCGGCGUGCUCUGGCUCAGAGACAUCUCCGACAACGAAGAGCAGUCGGUCCGCGUGCCCAUCUGGAAAGGAGACCUCAACCGCGCGGAGAACAACAUCCUCGACUCGUACGGCGAGCGCGUCGGCGAAGUCGAGCUCAACCUCACCUUCUGGAGCGGCCUCUCUGGCUACCACGCCAAGCUCGCGAAAAAGGACCGCCACGUCGCCGACGUCAUGGAAGUCCUAGACGUAUGCAACGACAGCGAGAACAUCGACUGGGACUCGGACUCGGACACGGGCGGGGCCUCGAUCCCAAACCAACCCUCCAAAUCCCCGUCGGCUAGCUUCGACGACGAAAACGACUCUUCUUCUUCUUCUUCUUCCUCGGACGACGACGACUCGGACUACGACUCGGAUACCUACUCGCAUUCCCGCGUCUCCUCGCAAACAAGCAACAAAAACUCUUCAAAGACAUCGCUCGUCCCUUCCUUCCUCAAACGCAGCGGCUCGUCCUCCCUGGAUAAAGACGGCAAACGAGGCGCCAUUGACUCGCUGCGCGAGUACAAGAGUAACCAGAAGCAGCUGCAUCGCAAGAACCGCGGCGCCAUGCAGUGGAAGGCUCCUAGGACCCUUGCCUACGUCAAACAUCUUGCUAGGCGUGGGGAGAAUAAGGUCAGUGGCGCUUUUGGGCAUCGCGAGGGUGGCGGUGGGGGGAUUGAGACGGAGGCUUAGGGUUUCUGCGUGUUUUUGUUUUUGUUCGUUUGGAUUGUUUGGUUGGUUUUGUUGGUGUGGGCGUGGUUGGGUUGGGUUGUUGUUGUUGCUUGUGUGAUGAUGAUGACGAUGAGAUAACGACUGUACACGCACUGCCAGGGGAUUUGUCUUUAACCAGAGGAGAAAAUGAUUGGGAGAUGCUGGAUCCCCCCUUUUUUUUUGUCAAGAGGAGACUCUGGCAAAAGGAGUUUUUGCUUGUUCUUCUUUUGCUAUCUUUUGUCCUCCUUUUUUUAUAUUUGUUUAGGUUUAGCGGGAGUUGUUU
Messenger RNA from Periconia digitata, 4321 nucleotides. The record is from the annotation of a GenBank genome assembly. NCBI's taxonomy places the organism in Eukaryota, Fungi, Ascomycota, Dothideomycetes, Pleosporales, Periconiaceae.